Molecule: messenger RNA, 1809 nt
Organism: Lachancea fermentati
Lineage: Eukaryota; Fungi; Ascomycota; Saccharomycetes; Saccharomycetales; Saccharomycetaceae
Source: the annotation of a GenBank genome assembly
AUGACUAUGACUUCUGGAGUAAAUGUUCUUCAAAAGGUUAGUAAGGGGAUAUUAAGAAAUGGUAUUAAUGAGCUUGAUAUUGAGGCUUUUAAAUACAUCAAGCCUUCUUCGUUUGAGCCUGCAAGUCCACUUUCUCAAAGGCCGCAUUGCAAGACAAAAACACCAAUUUCGAAAAAUGAGUAUCUGCGGCAAAGGAUACACCUCGUAGGUAAAGGCUCUAACUUUGAAAAACAAGUUGCAAAAGAAUAUCUUUCUUCCCUUCAUUUUCAUCCCUUUGCAAGGCACGAAAUUCAAAGUGGCUACGAUAUUAAUAGGGCACGCUCCACCUACACAGGCUUAAAACUGAUUAAAGCAUCUCCAAACUCGAAAGCAAUCUUAUUUGACAGAUCUCAUCACUUCGUGGGCGAAUUAAUUUCCUUACUUAUAAGUUCAACCCCAAAAGAGAUGCCAAAUAUCGAACCACCGAGACUUUUCCCGAAAGAAAUCUUUUCUGAAAUCCCAGCGGUUCCAAAUUUUAGGAAUAAUCCUGACUCUUUUGCAGAUUACUUAGCUCUUUUAUGCCACUCAACCUUCUAUGUCAAAGGUUCGUCACGUUUAAAUGGAAUAAUUCCCAAGAUGGUAAGAAAUUUCAUGCAUCCUUCAAAUAUGAAUACUGCACAACUUCGAGACAUUAAUGUUUUCAACGAUGUGCUAUACUUCUUUAGUGAGAGAAGUGACUACGCUACGUGCCGUGAGCUAUUUGCCCAGAUGAAAAUAGAACGAGUGACUCCAAACACAAAAACGUUCAACAUAUUAUUGCGCAACGUUCUAAAAAAUUCACAUAUCAGAAAGAAAAAGUGGCCUUUUGAUGAACUUAUCUAUUAUCUCAAACAAAUGAAGCUGAGUAAUAUUUCGGCUGACGAGGUUACUUGGACAACUUGUUACAAUUUACUACUUGACGAUAUUUCAAGAGAUGUGUUCAUCGAAAAAAUGAUCCAGAAUAAUGUCCCUAUAUCACCUCAUUUUGUUCUUGCCGUGCUCAAGAAUGGAGAUUUCACUUCCACACAAAUACUUAAAUUCCUAUCCGAAAAUUCAAUUCCACUAAACUCGAAGUUGUUUAACCUAUGCAUUACCAAGCUCGUGGAAGAACAAAAGUAUGAAAUUGCUUGGGCUUUUGUGGAACACGCAUAUCAGAAUGCCAGCUUCAAAAUAAAUGAGGACUGCUUGAAUAUAUUUCUGAGGUGCUUCGCUAAAGCUGGGCGCCUUGACCUUGCAUUGCUCACUUUCAAUACUGCUACGAUAAAAUAUGAAAUUUUCCCCAAUGUUCAAAGCUUUGAGUUCUUGUUCAAGGCUCUCUCGAGGAACGGAUACACCUCUAAUUUCCCGAUAAUUUUUGAAUUUUUAAAGAGAAGAUUAAAAGAACAUACAAGAAACAAUUUUAACAAUAGCUAUUGGAUACUUAAAGCCCGAGCUAUAGUAAAGUUUAACAUAAAGAGGAUACCGACAGAGACGCAGAUAUCGAAGGCCGAAAGUAUCCUGCAGACUGCUCUAUGGAAUAAUCACGGCUUUCAAUGGAAUUGUUGGGAAAACGGUGGAUCAUCGAUCAGGAAGGUUCUUAGAUUUUUGGGUUGCGUGCCGAAACAUGUGAAGGCAUCACGAAAGUACCAUAGAUUUGACACUUCUGUUUCUAUUAUUUCCAAAAAAGCGUCAUAUAAGAAAAGAAUCAGGUUCAUUGCAUUACAGAACGCGAUGCUAAAGAGAAUUCCAUAUGCCGAGAACAAAUUUUCCGCUCUUAAAUCAGAGCUUUCAGAGAGGAAUAUACUGCAUUAG